CUGACUCAUCACGCGCGUCCUUGGGAAAUGGUAUUUGCAUGCCACGGCUGUUCGCCUUCGAGCCGGAACGAAAGGGAUUCCCGCCGACAUCAACCGCCGGAUCAAGGAAGGGGGUGGGUCUAACCUUUACAAUGAACAACUCAUCCCCAAAAUGAACUGGAACCUCAUCCGGAAUCUCGCCCUGAGUCUCGAUUUUGAUUCUGACAUAAGUUGAGGGCCAAGAUACCCAAUCAAUCUCCAAAAAUUUACCACAGAAGUCUCCAAUGGUCCUACAGAGUUGCGGGCUUUUAAGAUGGAGGUAAUCACAUUAAGCUCAUGUAAUGAUAGUAAUUAAGACAAACCUAAUUACGAGGUUAACAAUUUCAAACCACUUGUUAUAUUCUUCUCUUAUGGUUAUGACUGAUCUUAUGUAGGGAUACAAGCAGGGGACAAGUCAGCCAUCAACUUCAAGGUACCUACUGUCUUGGCCAUAUCGUCAUUUCAAAACAAUUGUUCAUAUAGAGAAUAUUAUUGUCACCUAACUUUGUUUCCCCGAUCGGUUAUUAGGGUUGGAUGAUUGAUGGGUAAUCAUUGUUUAGGGAAUAAUAUUUGUGACGAAUCAUGUAUGUGAUAAUGAUGAUAAGGUUGAUGAUGAUCUAGGGUUACCUAAUUGGGAAUGGAGUUGUUAACAAUGGAGGUGGACUUAGUGCUUUUGUCAAUUUUGUGCAUGGGAUGGCCCUGAUUUCCACCAAGAUGCUUGAGGAAGCAGCACUUGCUUGCAAACCCGAUUUCAGUGGCCACAGUAAUAAAUGCUACCACACAAUCGACAAGAUUAGCACGGUGCUGGAUGGUCUGAAUGUUUACGACGUGCUGGAACCAUGUUACCACGACCCAGAAGGACAGCAACAGAGGCAAACCAAACUGCCGCCCAGCUUCCAAAACUUGGGCCAGAUCGAAAAGCCACUCCUAGUCAGGAAGCGGAUGUUCGGUCGGGCCUGGCCUCUUUGGGCUCAACACUUUGAUAACUUCCGGCCCAACACAACUGACAAUAAGCUGCUUCUUUGGCCCCAAGUAGCACGCCAAGCUGGCGAGGUUGUACUGUACGUCCAAGGGUCGGUGAAAUCGGAACCAUGAUAAUCGCGGUCCAGUUAGUAAACGAAAUUUGAGCAACACACAAUCGGAUCAUCAGUACAUUCCGCUUGAGCUGGUCCGGUCCAAGCAUAGAUUCGGUUUAUUAUUUUUCCUUACACUUUUGAUGAAAUUCAUAGGAAACGAGAAUCAGACUGUAUGGUCUGAAUGCUGAUUUAGUUCUGGUGCGAUCCAAUGUGGACCGAACAGUUGCACACCCCGUACUUAUGAAUUGGGCUAUUCUUAUUUGGAUGGUAUAAUAACUGCCGGUAAUGUUGUUGUAAAUGAAUUGUCAUUUAUAUUGUGUAGGGUGCAGGACAUACGGUUUCGAAAUACAAGCUACGAGAGUCGUUGGAAUUUUAUACUCGGUUCCUUGACGGGAAACGAAUAUAAAUAUGAGUACCAUUCAUGUACAAUUCCAUAAAUAUAUAUAUCAAUAAACAAGAGAACCAAAAUCCGAGUUCUUGUGUAUACUGGUUUAGGACAAUAUUCUUGGUCAUGUAUUCAUACCGACGUCUGGUAAUCCAAGAAAGAGAAGACGGCAGAAGAUGGAAGAAGAAGGAUAAUAAGUAGGGUUUGCAAUGGGCAAGUUGGGUGGAUUUUGGUCUAAAAUUGACCCACCCACUUGCUAGCGGAUUGGGAUAUAUGUGACUCGCAAUCCACCCUCAUACUUAUGCGGGUUGGGUUCGGUGGGUGGCGGGUGAGUGCGGUUGGGUCGCGGGUUAACCCGCAAAAGCAAUUCUCCAACUAGCUAUUAAGAAAAUUGACUAACAUUCAUAAUAAGUUCACAACACAUUAGUAAGAUUGUAUCAAUAAUUUGUGAUUUCGAUACAAUUAAUUAUUUAUAGUUUGUAUCACAAUAUUUAAUGGAUAUUAACAAUAAUUUGCAUACCAAUAUCCAUUGUCAAUGGAUAUUGCACAACACAAUAACCAAUAAUAGUAGUCAAAACUAUUUUUUUAUUCUCCACCUUUUGCAGUAUAUGGUCACACUGUCGUGCAGUUCGAAAAUAUGAUGAACGAUACUAUAAGAAACAACAUUUUUUCAUGUAAAAAUAGGAUGCGAGUCAUACGGGUGACCCGCAAUCCACCCACCAUCCACCCACAUAAGUUUGGUUGGGAGAUUUAACAAUCCGCAAUCCACCCACAUUAAUCACCCAUUACAUGUGGGUCGGGUUAUUUGUGGGUGGAUCAAUAUCAAUCCGCGGAUUAACCACCCACGUACUCACCCCUAAUAAUAAGUAUCAUUCAUAAAUUGUGAAGAAUAUAGCUAAAUUGAUGGGAUUUACCACAAAUUGGGGUUUUUCACAACAACUGCAAUAGAGGCCGCCGUAUUAUUAUAUGCUUAAAUUGUUGGACGCCAUAUGAGCAAACCCUUAGGAAUCGACCGGACGACGGUUCUUUCGUCUCCUCCGCGCGCCCCAACCCACGUCACGUAGCCCUUCCCUCUUCGUCUUUUUCCUUCUCGACAGAAUUGGUCGGACCUUUUUCGUUGGCCGGCGAUGAACGAAUGUAUUCCCCCAAAUGCGAAUGGCCAACCUUCAUCAAUAACUUGAACUAUUAGAAUCAACUGUUUCUUGAUUGUAUUAGAGUUUUAACGACUCCAAUACUAAUCGUUAGUUUAUCAAAUGAUAGCGAGUAUAACAUUACUAAAUGUACAUUCUUUUCGUACGCGCGUCGACACCAUGCCGUCGUGUGACAUUUGUAUAACUUUCUGGAACCUUCUCUUAGACAACCCACAAUAGCAAAAGUAGUUAAAGUGGGGAAAUGGCGGGAUGGUUUUUUUUUAACUCCAAUCAAGGGAGAUCCAUAAUAGAGGGACGUGGGUAAGUGACAAAUGGAGCUUUGAGCGAAAUCAAUUUACUUCUGAUUUCAUCAUUUUACUGAGAUAAUUUGAGUAUUAUAUAAUGAUAAUAAUUAAUCAAGACAAACAAUUGUU
This is a messenger RNA of Linum trigynum, 3043 nucleotides long. The record is from the annotation of a GenBank genome assembly. Lineage: Eukaryota; Viridiplantae; Streptophyta; Magnoliopsida; Malpighiales; Linaceae.